UACCUCACGCUUUUCUCACCCUUUCUCUUCUCCCUCUCUCUCCCUCAGUCCCUCUCAAACGCUCUCUCUCUCUCUCUCUCUCAGACGCUCCAACUCGGCAACUUCAACUCCAAGCCAAGGUCUGGAGAUCUGAUAUCAGGGCAGAAAAUAGGUGGUCAGGAACUGAUUGGGGGCCUGGAUUUUUACCGACGACACUGAGCGUUACUUUUUUUUGUUAAUCAGCUUUCCCUUGUGUGCCGGAGUGUGUAAGAGAGAGAGGCAGAGAAUAGGGAGAAAUCUUGAAAGAGAUGGAGGAGAUCCAACAUUUUAGCCACGAGGAGCAUCCCUUGAUCUUUGUGGAAGACUUUCAAAAUGAUGGCGAGAAUGAAAUUGUUUGCUUUGGGUGCAAUAAAUCGGUAUGCGGUCCUGCCUACCAAUGUUCUCACUGCAACUUCUUUCUUCACAAGUCAUGUGCGGAGUUACCCCAUGAGAUACAAUACCCUUUGCAUCUAAACCACACCCUUGUUCUCCAAACACCAUCAGGGAAGUACAUUUGUGAUGCCUGCUUUAAGAGUUGCGAAAGAUGCUUCUUCUACCAUUGCAAUAGUUGCGAUUUCGAAAUUGACAUCGAAUGUGCUUCCAUUGAAUAUGCUUCCAGUUGGCGAACUAAUACAGACAACGAUCACCAACACGAAUUCGUUCCCAUCUUUCAACUGAUCCACUUCACUUGUGAACUUUGUGGUGUGGAUGGCAACAGCGUUGCCCAGGUAUGUCGCAUUUGUCAAUUCUUGGUUCACGCUUAUUGUGCUUGGAUGCCACGUAGAAUCAAAAUUAUGGCAGAUCGUCACUUCCUCACUCUCAUCUAUUUACUUGGUCAAGUCAUCAAGGAGCACGACGAUCGUGUAUUCUGUAAUCUCUGCUAUAAAAAGCUAAACCUUAAGUAUGCGGGUUAUUAUUGUCAACAAUGUGGUUUCGUAGCCCACUUGAAUUGCGCACGCAAAAAUCGGAUUGAAGCAAAUGAUAUCAUAGACUCAAGCAUAGAGGGGGAGGGUAUCCUCUUUAAAGAGAGUGAAGAAAGUGAGGAGCUCAAACAUUGGGAUCAUGAGCAUAACCUGAUCCUCAGCCGCAAAGAAGUUGGGGUUCAUCAUAAUAAGUUCUGUGAAGGUUGUAUACAACUUAUAAUUUCCACUACAUUUUAUAGUUGUGAGCAAUGCAAUUACUUUCUCCAUAGCACAUGUGCUAGACUGCCCUUAAAGAAGCAGCUCCCAACUCAUCCAUGUCUGCUUACCCUCUACCAAUACGGAUCUCAAAUUGGUAACACUGCACAUUGUUUUGCUUGUCAUCGUCGUAGCCAUGGCUUCGCUUAUGCAUGUUCCGACUGUCAAUACAAUCUUGAUGUCCGAUGUUGUUCAAUUCCAAAAAUCAUCGAGCAUGAGGGUCACCAGCACCCCCUCUUCCUUGCUCCAACUUCAGUUCAAGAGUGCAAUUCUUGUGAGGAGCGUUGGAACGCCAAUGGUGUAUUUGUUUGCAAGGAAGGUGAUUUUGCCUUGGGUUUUCAAUGUGCGACACUCCCACUAAAAGUGGACUAUGAACAUGACCCACAUCCCCUCUCACUCUCUUACACCGCCGAAGACGAUUAUGGAGAAUAUUAUUGUCUAAUUUGCGAAGAAAAAAGAAAUCCAAACCAUUGGUUCUAUUAUUGUAUAAAAUGCAACUUUACUGCUCAUCCUCGAUGCGUAGUUGGAAGGUAUCCAUACAUUAAGUAUGGAAGAGAUUUUACUUGGGAAAAUCACCAACACCCUCUCAAGUUUGUCCGAAGAACAAAGAGCUCUCAUCCAUGUGAUUUAUGUGGUGAAAUUUUUGAUGAUGAUUUGGCUUUAAACUGUACACAAUGCAAAUUCAUCAUCCAUCCAUGGGCUAAAUGUACGGACAAAUUGCUUAUAAAAUAACUUCUUAGCACUGAUUAGAAAAAUAUCUUUUUGUAGUUGGUUGUGCUAGAGAGAGUUUCUCGUAAUUGUAUAAUUUAUUUAA
Messenger RNA from Corylus avellana, 2010 nucleotides. RefSeq lists its product as uncharacterized. The record is from RefSeq and is a predicted model, not a curated record. Lineage: Eukaryota; Viridiplantae; Streptophyta; Magnoliopsida; Fagales; Betulaceae.